AUGGCCUACUACGACGAACGCCAGUAUUAUCCCCCCACCCGUGAUCGUCACUCCCGGCCGGCCACAGGGCACGCGCAGGACUACUACGGGGGCCAUCCGUCGCACACGGAUGUCGUCCCUCGUCCCAACUUCAGUAACGAGUCCAUCGAGGAGAUUCCGCGCGACUAUCCACCAGGCGACUACGCCUACGAGUACGGUCACGGCUAUCCUCCCCCGCGACACUCUAGAGUUGCUACCGUCCAGGAAGGCGUGCGACGCUCUCACUCGUUGGGUGGUGGCGCCCGUGGCGGCCCAUACUAUGAUGAGUCCGACUACUACUAUCGUCCCAGUCGAGGCAGACACUCCAGACACCACGAUGACCGACGCGGCCACUACAAAUACUCCCGCUCCCCAUCAAGCAGCCGCUCCCCGCCCCGUCGCCGGCGCAAGUCCCUCUCCGAGCAGGCGCUCAGCGCCCUAGGGCUCGGCUCUGCCGCUGCCAGCGGCUCGCGACACCACGAGCGCAGUCGUAGUCGCGGCCGGCGCGAUCACCACGGCCGGUCGUACUCGUACUCGCCGUCGCCAACGCGGGGCCACCGCGGCAGCCAUCAUCGCGACAAGAGUGAGCAGCGCAUCGCGCAGGCCGUCAAGGCUGCCGUGACCGCGGGCGCCGUCGAAGCCUUCCGUCUGCGGAAAGAUAAAGGCGAGUGGACCGGCGAGAAAGGCAAACGCAUCCUCACCGCCGCCCUCACAGCCGGCGGUACAGACGGCCUCGUCGACCGCGACCCUGGCAAACACUCCAAACGCCACAUCAUCGAGUCCACACUCGCCGGCCUGGCUGCCAACCACUUUGUCAAGGGUCCCCGCUCGCACUCGCGGUCCCGCUCCAGGCACGGGCGGUCGGUCAUCGCAGUCACAGCCGGCGUGCGCGAUCUCGCCGCUACAGGCGCCCUCGCAGCCGCGGGAAGGAGCCUGGAGCCGUACCAGCGGUCUGGUCCCGCCCGCGGCGCGGCCGGUCGCUCUCGCGCGACGGCAGCUACGACGACAGCGAGUCCUCGCCGGGGCGGCGGCCCCGUCGACAGCGCAGUCGCAGUGUAUCGGACUACAUCAGUCGCGGGCUAG
Messenger RNA from Aspergillus terreus NIH2624, 1101 nucleotides. RefSeq lists its product as uncharacterized. The record is from RefSeq and is a predicted model, not a curated record. Lineage: Eukaryota; Fungi; Ascomycota; Eurotiomycetes; Eurotiales; Aspergillaceae. The transcript is spliced from 2 exons. Bases 1 to 1101 code for a protein of 366 amino acids.